GUACAGUCGUCCCUGCUUGGCUACCCCUCUUGCCACCUACCUCUAGCCCAGGUCAGGUCCUGAUCAACAACUUCCUGGCUCCCGCUCGACUAUUUGAGUGUUCUGACCGUAGCUCGACACCUUCAACAACCUCAAGACUGGACAUCGACAACAAACAUUUUCUUGACGAUAGAUACGCACGGAACCGACUCUCUCUUUCCACGACACAUAGACAUAUAGAUUUCUCCGCCACGUUUUUAUUUUCAUCAAAGCAUCGCUCGACUCCACAACUCUUAUCAACUCUGACGCGAAACCAUCGCACACUUCCUACGACACACUGACUCCUCUUGCCAAAACCCAUCUUUCACGAUGGCGCGAAAUCUCAUUCCCGAGCUGGAAAGGCUCAAAGAUGAAUCGGAGCAGGAUAACACUUGGCUUCGAAGACAGAAAUCUGACGUAGGAUUGUUGAAGAGUCCAUGGCGGAGUCCCGGUUGGAAGAAGGAGAAACCGUUCGACGGCGACAAGUCUGUGCCAGAGCUGACAAGGAAACUCUCCGAUACCGCCAUUUUUCAACGAAGAUCCCGAGCGACCGCUCCUACCCUCACCCUCGCUCAACUUACAUCGUCCGCCUGUUCCCCAGCCAUGCCCACGACCUACUCUCCAUCUCCAGUAGCCCGCCCCACUCGUGCCCGACCACCCGUCUCUUUCAACUUUGACCUCUCGGAUCGUCGAGGUUCUCUCGACUCGAGGACGCCGGACCGCAAUCGAACGCGAUGCCAGACCACGCCUCCUCGAUAUACCUCGACGUUUCUCGCCUCUCCUUUCCUCCCGACCUCACAGACCCCAGGUCAGGUCAGCGAUACAUGCCCUGCUCCGAGGCGGAAACGACCCGUCUCAAUCUCUCCAGUGGAUUCAGUCUUUCCGCUACCAAGACCCAUGUUGGGUCCUCGAGGCGUUUCAGAUCCGCUUUCGAACAGGUCUCGGCAGAUCUCGAUGGCCAUCCUCGAAGGGUCGGAUGAGAACGAGGAUGAGGAGAUUGAUACGCCGUCCAAGGUGAUCCAUCGGCGUUCACCUCCGUCAUCAAACCAUAGGACGAGGGUACAACAAUGGGUCGAGGCUUCGAGUUCGAGGGCCGAAAGGGUGGCCGCACAGAGUACGGGGGUCGACGGGUUGGUGGUGGUAGACGACGAGGACGUGGACAUGCACUGCGAUACCGACUCGAUGGCGAGUGGUUGCGGCGAGGUCAUCAAUACGAGAAUGCAGAACACGACGACACCUUUAGAGGAGCUUUCGUCCUCUACCGAUAGCAGCGGUAGCGUCAGCAUCAGCGUCCGACCCUCCCGGCCAACGAUCGUCAAGAAAAACAUCUUCGGCAACGGACGACCUCUACUGUUCCAUGUCGAUUCGACCGCAUCGGCUAGGACUACCAAUACAAUGAAUUCCAACGGGAGUGACGAUCUCCCUUCGCCUACACCUAGUCCAGGGCAUCACGGAGGACUUCGCGAGCUGAGACCUGUCAAGACCCCAGCUUUCAGAGCUCCCAGAUCGCCCUUGGCGACCAUGACCAACUUGCAGCAGCAGUCACGAUUCCUCCAGCCGAAUCGACCUGCCCACACGAGGGCAGUCACAAGCCCGCUGGUCAAGACUCAUUCCUGGUCGGAUGUGGAGCAGGACAAGUCGUUUGACAUGGACCACGCGGGGAAAGACGGAUUCGACCUGGACGAGCUGAACUUUGAGCUCGAAAGCGCCGAGGUCGACAUGGAGGCCGGGUAUCGUGGCGACUCUUUCUUCUAUCGAGCGCUCGCACUGGAAGAUCAGGAAGAUUCGGGUCUCGCUCUCGAUGCACACGAUCCGUCAUUGGUCAGCAUGUGGUUGCAAGACUCGCCGUCUUCGCGCAGGAAGGGCGCGAACGGUCUCAAGAAGAACGUAUCGUCGCCUGACCUUGCAGGGACGGUCUCGAAAAGGCCAUCUUCUCAACAUCAGGCCACCUCGCAGCUCCUCGAGGGCAAUCAUCGUGAUGCAGAGUCGCCCGACUUUUUUGGAUCCGACCGUAGGGACGGCCGAUCCCUCGGCGCUUCGUUGAAAGGCUCGCCGCUUUUCCAGAGAUCGAGUCCUGAAUCCCCUACACCAUCUGGACUUACAUCCCCUCCGCGCCGAUCGAACAUGCUCAGUGAUCUCGAUAUGCAGUCUUGUCGUCGAGGUUCGCUGGAUCUCGCACUGCGGGAAAGGACUAGCCUGCAAGAAGGCUCACUUAUGGAUCAACUAUUCCCCAAGGCACGACAAAACUCGUUCAACCGUCCCGGCCUUCCUAGACGUACUACCGCGCCAGCAGCCGCGGGUCGGGACGAGGAAAUGGUCUUUCCUCCCAUCGCGAUGAAGCUAUCGGCAGACAAGCGCAAGAGCUUGUUAUCGAACGCUUCCUCAGCUAGUCCCCGUGCUUCUCCAUCUCACUUGCCAGCAGCAACGCCUACUCAUGCCUUUGAAGGUGAAAAGCCGAGUCCGGCUGCUUUUAUGAGUACUGGCCUGGUCAAGAAGGGUAGCGGCUCUUUCAGAUUCGGUCGAAGGGAGCGGUCGACCACCAACGGGCCUCCUCUACCUUCGGCCGUCAAAAGGCGUCCAAUCAGCCUCUUCAUCGAUACACAAUGCAAAAUGCCCGAUACUCCUAUCAAACAAUCAACCCACGCGAUCACGACAAGCUUCAUGUCCAUGGAAAAGCCCAAGCUUCGCCCUCUUGUCCUCCCGCAUACCAGUCAAGAACAACACGGACCAGACGAUGCGCAGAACCAAAUGUCCAAAGCGGCACCUUCUGUCAGUGACGAGCAUCGACGCGGGAAAUUCAGCCAGAGGGGCUGGGGGCGAACGGAAACUUCAGAUAGUAUCGCUACAAUCGUACCGAAUGAUGGGACCAUCAAGACCAACUUGGCACAGUCGAGGGGACUGAGAAGGAAAGGAAGUGCUCUCUGGGCGAGGACUAACAGUGGCAAUUGGAGCAAUGGAUCCUGGUCCAAGCAGACCGCUCCCGGUAUCGACGAGGAGGAGCCGAUCACUCCAACGAGGCCGUUCGAGCAUGCAGUUACGCGGCUGGACUUUACUGGAGUCGACACCCCGUCGCCUCCCGCGCCUGUCCGUACUUAUCCCUUUGCAAAUGGCCACACGCAGAUGCAAUCCGUGCCGUCUCCGUCACCACCUCGUCGCAAGGGGACACUACUGCAACGUCUUCAAGGCAGCAAGCACAAGACUCUGCGACGCAUCUCGAACCCCCUUUUAUCUGCUGCUUACAAGCUGGGCGAGCAGCAAGCGCAGUUUGGCAAUCACAUGAAGAACUUGUCCAACGAUAGCUCGAAAGGCCCGAAACAAGGUCGAGCUUCGGUCGGUGGUUCUCUUCCGGGCACAACGCGAUUCGAAAAGGAUUUCGUCAUGCUUGAGCCCGUCGGUAACGGCGAGUUCAGCACCGUAUGGAAAGUGAAGGAGAAGAAGACGGGCAAAGUAUGGGCGGUGAAGCGUGGCAAGCCGUAUCUUGGCUUGAAAGACAGGAAACGGCAGCUUGAAGAGGUCAAGAUACUGGAAGCUCUCGCCCGCAAUCCCAACCCGCACGUCAUACAGUUUCACGAGGCCUGGGAGGAAAAAGAGCAACUUCACAUUCGGACCACACUGGCUGAAUGCGGAGAUCUGGCCUGCUACCUGACCAGUGUCGGUGAGACUGGCGGUUUAGACGAAGGAAGGUGUUGGAAACUGCUAUACGAACUCACUUCGGGGUUGAGACAUAUUCACUCGCUUGGCAUUCUCCACCUCGAUCUCAAGCCAGGUAACAUCCUCGUUACCGGUCAAGGCGGAUUGCAAAUCAGCGACUUUGGCCUUUCGGUCUUUCAGAAGGGGCAAGAUGGAAGCCCCGGCCGAAGCCCUAAGGCAGAGUCCCCGCGAGAAGGUGAUCGGGAGUAUCUCAGCCCGGAAGUGCUCCAUGGCGACUUUGGUACAGCAGCGGAUGUGUUCAGUCUCGGCAUCACCUUGCUCGAAGCCAGUUUCAACAUCACCCUUCCAUCCAAUGGGAUAGCUUGGCAAAAGCUGCGAUCCAACGACUUUAGCGAUUUGGAUGAACACUUGAACGGCUUUGCUCCUCAAUCCGGUUUUGCGGCAGCCGCCGACACUUCUAUACCUCUCUCGCCAUCGGGUACAUCUAUUUCCUCGGAAAGCUCCCUGUCAUCCCUCGAGAUCGACUUGGCACCCGCUCGAGGUCCAAGCCGAGAGCUGCUUGUUACUAUCAAGGGCAUGAUGCGCAGCGAUCCUAUCGACAGGUGGACACUCCAGGAUGUCUGGGAGUUCCCCGUCAUUCAGCGUCUCUUUGGCAUGAACUCGGCGGAACGGAGCACCACCCGCGUUUCGAUCGAAUCCGCCGCGCGCUCUAGCCUCGACGAAUGGGAGGACUGGCACCGCCAACGAGGACAUUUCAACAUGAAUCCCUCACCUGGAUCCGCUAGGAUCAGCGUCCCUAUCGUACAACUACGCCGUCAAGCUCCGGCUCCAGCUCUGGUUCCAGAAGGACCGGAUUUCCUCGACGAUCUCCUUAGAUGCUGGCAACGUAUUUACAUCUAGAAAGCGCCCUCGAGCGCUCGCGUCUCAUUACUUCCUGGACUUCUCACUCUGUUUUCAUAAUGAAUUGACAACCAACAUGUAGCCAAAUAGUCGACUUGUUUGCAGAGUAGCAAAAUCGUGUAACGAAACCGAAACGAAGUAGAAGACGAAAAAAAUAUGACAAUAGAGUAAGAGUAGGGU
This is a messenger RNA of Filobasidium floriforme, 4749 nucleotides long. RefSeq lists its product as uncharacterized. The coding region runs from base 349 to 4569 and encodes 1406 amino acids. Gene Ontology annotation, molecular function: ATP binding; protein kinase activity. Gene Ontology annotation, biological process: protein phosphorylation. The transcript has 7 exons. The record is from RefSeq and is a predicted model, not a curated record. NCBI's taxonomy places the organism in Eukaryota, Fungi, Basidiomycota, Tremellomycetes, Filobasidiales, Filobasidiaceae.